CGGGGGGAAUCAAUGAAUUCAGAAAGCAGUAGGAGUUUGGAGAAUACAGUAAACAGGGUCUAUUCUGAUCAGCUGGUUCCAAAGAUAAACACAAGCAGGAAACUGUCCACUUCAGCAAACCCACCCAGCAUCCUGGAAAUACCACAAGAGAUUAAGAAAAGCUGUGGAGACAAACAGGUAGAAAUCACAGUCGAAAGAAUAAAAAUGGCAAAGAGCAUCAAAGAAAAACAAAGCAAUGAUUUAGAGAAACUGGCCUUUAAAAGGAAGGCAGAAGGCGAAGAAAAGCCAGCUGGAAGGAAAGAGGCAAAGAUCCUGGAACUUGACAGCCCGUUGAUCACACCGCCCCUGCCUCACAUCCCCCUGAAGAACAUCAUGGAUGUGGAGGCGAAGUUGGUCUACAUCGAUGAAGAGGACGUGAGCUACGAGUUUGUGGAGCCCUUCACGUCCACUGGGACUCAGCCAACAUGCCGAGCUGCUGAAAUAGUAGACCCUGUGCACGCACCUAAUUGCAGCCGUCUGCCUCAGAUUGACAAAUGGCUUCAGGUAGCCUUAAAGGAUGCCAGCUUGUGCUACAGACAGAAGAAGUACGCCGUGGCGGCGGGACAGUUCAGAACAGCACUGGAGCUUUGCAGCAAAGGGGCAGUUCUGGGAAAACCAUUUGAAGCAUCUGCUGAAGAUAUAGCAAGCGUAGCAAGUUUCAUUGAGACAAAGCUUGUUAUAUGCUAUCUACGGAUGAGGAAACCUGACCUUGCCUUGAAUCAUGCACACAGGAGCAUUGUUUUAAACCCAGCCUAUUUCCGAAAUCAUCUUCGUCAGGCAACAGUGUUUAGAUGUCUGGAGAGAUAUUCAGAAGCUGCCCGGAGUGCCAUGAUUGCUGACUACAUGUUCUGGCUCUUCGGAGGAAGUGAGCAGUGUGUAAGCAAGCUCAUCAAACUGUAUUGGCAGGCCAUGAUUGAAGAAGCCAUCACCAGAGCGGAGUCAUUCUCAGUCAUGUACACACCGUUCGCCACAAAAAUCACAGCGGAUAAAGUAGAAAAAGUAAAAGAGGUUUUCACAAAAACUCACCCCGCAUAUGUGGACUAUAUCUACACAGAUCUUCAAGGAUUCCAUGUGUUGCCUCAGACAGUUGAUUGGUCAUCUUUUCCUCCCCAACAAUACCUCUUGAUUCUUGGGUUCAGACACAAAGAAGACGGAAAAUUUUUGGAAAAAGUAUCAAGGAGGAAGCUGCCAACAUUUAUAGAACACAAAACUCCCUUCAGUCCACUGACGAGAGAAGAUACAGUGAGGCAGAUGGAGACAAUGGGGAAACGAGUCUUGCCAAUAUUGGAUUUUAUUAGAAGCACCCAGUUGAAUGGGAGUUUCCCUGCGUGCUCAGGCGCCUUGGAGAAGUUGCAAUAUGCCAGCCUGCUCAGCCAGCUACAGAGAGUAAAGGAGCAGUCCCAGGUGAUCAAUCAAGCAAUGGCAGAACUAGCAACCAUCCCCUAUCUAGGGGACAUCAGUCAAGAGGAGGCGGACUUGCUGCAGUCACUGAUGGCUGAUGCCAUGGACAGCCUUGAAGGGAGAGGGGGCGGCAGGGAACGCGUGUGGAACACCAUCCAAAAGGUUGGACGAGUUGAAGACUUUCUCUACCAAUUAGAGGAUAAUUUCUUAAAAACCAAAAAACUGAGAAAUGCUCGAAGGCAAAAAACAAAAAUGAAGCGGCUUCAAACUGUGCAGCAAAGCUAG
Molossus molossus (Pallas's mastiff bat) is the source of this 1725-nucleotide messenger RNA. RefSeq names its product spermatogenesis associated 16 (gene SPATA16). Bases 13 to 1725 code for a protein of 570 amino acids. Gene Ontology annotation, biological process: spermatogenesis. The record is from RefSeq and is a predicted model, not a curated record. The transcript is spliced from 10 exons. Gene Ontology annotation, molecular function: protein binding. Lineage: Eukaryota; Metazoa; Chordata; Mammalia; Chiroptera; Molossidae. Gene Ontology annotation, cellular component: Golgi apparatus.